GCCUUAUCUGCUCUCUCUCUCUCUCCCCAGUCCCCACCCGACGCGACGACUCCAGUUCCAAUCCGUGCUCCGCUAGGUCAAUCGAAGAGUCCAAAGAUCCCAGCUUUCCCAUCCCAUGGCGGGCGGCGACCUCACGCCUCCUCCUCCUCCUCCCGAAGAGACGCCGCCGGCAGCGGCGGCCGAGGACCUGAUCGAGAUCGUGGAGGAAGGGUCGGGGCGGCUGGACAUCGCGCGGUACGUGGACCACGUGCGCGACCUGUCGGCGGGCGCCAUCGCGACGUUCGAGGGCACGACGCGGGACCACUUCGCGGGGCGGCGCGUGGUGGAGCUCCGGUACGAGGCGUACGCGGCCAUGGCGCGGCGCCGCCUGGCGGCCAUACUGCGGGAGGCCCGGUCGCGGCACGCGCUGCGGCGGCUGGCCGUGGCGCACCGCCUGGGCGCCGUCCCCGCCGGCGAGGCCAGCGUGUUCGUGGCCGCCUCCGCCACGCACCGCGCCGACGCCAUGGAGGCCUGCCGCUACGUCAUCGACGAGCUCAAGGCGUCCGUGCCCAUCUGGAAGAAGGAGGUGUACGACGACGGCGAGGUCUGGAAGGAGAACCGCGAGUUCCUGGACCGCCACUCCGCCGACGGCGAUGCGACGGCGGGCGGGUGCUGCGGGAGCAAGGUCAGGGUCCAGGAGGCUUGACGCUGAUGGAUGGCGGCGCCCGGAUCCCUCUGUCGCUCCAUCGCGGUCGCGACUCGCGACCCAUUGGAGCAGGGGGUUUCAUGAAAUUCUAUGUACUACUUACUCGAUCUCCGUUGAUUUUGUUCUCCAUCUUCUUUCUUUCUUUCUGAGAGAGACUGCAGCUUGUACUUGCACUUGCACACCAUGAAGAUGAAAGGCAAAUAGAUGCUCUGAUAAAAGUCAUAACUCAUAAUGGAAUAGUAGUUCAGUUUUAAC
Molecule: messenger RNA, 940 nt
Organism: Zea mays
Lineage: Eukaryota; Viridiplantae; Streptophyta; Magnoliopsida; Poales; Poaceae
Exons: 1
Coding region: 116-685 (189 amino acids)
Biological process (GO): Mo-molybdopterin cofactor biosynthetic process
Cellular component (GO): cytosol; molybdopterin synthase complex
Molecular function (GO): molybdopterin synthase activity
Source: RefSeq, marked validated